CGCAAAUCAACCCAGCCCAAAUGCGCCGGGCCGCCGCCGCCGUGGCGGCGCCGCUGGCGACGGACCCGGAGCUCCUGGCGGCGGCGGUCGAGACGGCGAUCGCCUCCCGCUCUCCGCGACUCGGACGCGCGGCGCACGCGCGUGCCCUCAGGCUGCUCGCCCCGGCCAUCCCGCCCUUCAUCCGCGCCCACCUCGUCAACCUCUACUCCAAGCUCGACCUCCCGGGGCCCGCUGCAGCCGCGCUGGCUUCCGAUCCGAGCCCCACCGUCGUGUCGUACACGGCGUUCAUAUCUGGCGCAUCGCAGCACGGGCGCCCGGCCCAGGCGCUCUCGGCCUUCGCCGCCAUGCUCCAGCUCGGCCUCCGCCCCAACGACUUCACCUUCCCAUCCGCAUUCAAGGCCGCCGCGUCCGCGCCGUCGCGGUCCACCAUCGGGCCCCAGGUGCACGCCCUCGCGCUCAGGUUCGGGUACCUCCCUGACGACGCCUUCGUGGCGUGCGCGGCGCUGGACAUGUACUUCAAGACUGGCCGCCUCGCGUUAGCACGCCGGCUGUUCGAGGAAAUGCCCUACAGGAACGUGGUCGCCUGGAACGCGGUGAUGACUAACGCGGUGCUUGAUGGGAGGCCCCUUGAGACAGUGGAGGCGUAUUUUGGGCUCCGGGAGGCUGGUGGGAUGCCGAAUGUGGUCUCGGUUUGUGCAUUCUUCAAUGCGUGUGCUGGGGCGACAUAUCUAUCCCUUGGGGAGCAGUUCCAUGGCUUCGUGGUGAAGUGUGGGUUUGAGACGGAUGUCUCCAUCUCCAAUUCCAUGGUUGAUUUUUAUGGGAAGUGUCGAUGUGUGGAGAAGGCCAAGGCAGUGUUUGAUGGCAUGGGAAUACGGAACAACGUGUCCUGGUGUUGUAUGGUUGUUGCAUAUGCGCAGAAUGGUGGAGAGGAGGAAGCUUUAUCUGUCUACCUGGGUGCAAGAAGAGCUGGGGAAGAGCCAACGGAUUUCAUGGUUUCCAGUGUGCUCACCACGUGUGCGGGAUUGCUAGGCCUUGACCAAGGGCGUGCUCUGCAUGCAGUUGCUGUCCGUUCUUGCAUUGAUGCAAACAUUUUUGUUGCAAGUGCGUUGGUUGACAUGUAUGGGAAAUGUGGGGGCAUAGAAGAUGCUGAACAGGUCUUUCUGGAUAUGCCACAGAGAAAUCUUGUUACAUGGAAUGCGAUGGUAGGAGGUUAUGCCCACAUUGGUGACGCUUGGAAUGCACUUGCAGUGUUUGAUGAUAUGAUAGAGUGUGGAGAAACAGCACCCAAUUACAUCACACUUGUCAAUGUACUCGCAGCAUGCAGCAGAGGAGGUUUGACAAAGGAAGGAUAUGAGCUGUUCAAGACAAUGAAUGAUAGGUUUGGGAUUAAGCCACGAAUUGAGCAUUAUGCUUGUCUGGUGGACCUGCUUGGUCGUGCAGGAAUGGAAGAGCAAGCUUAUGAGAUCAUACAGGGGAUGCCGAUGAGGCCUUCCAUUUCUGUCUGGGGAGCGCUACUUGGGGCAUGCAAGAUGCAUGGUAAAACAGAGCUAGGAAAGAUAGCUGCUGAGAAGUUGUUUGAACUUGAUCCUCAGGACUCUGGCAAUCAUGUUUUGCUCUCUAACAUGUUAGCAUCUGCUGGCAGAUGGGCAGAAGCAACAGAUGUAAGGAAGGAGAUGAAAAAUGUUGGAAUCAAGAAAGAUCCAGGGCGCAGCUGGAUUACCUGGAAAAAUGUUGUGCAUGUUUUUCAGGCUAAGGACACAAAACAUGAGAUGAGUAAUGAGAUCCAGGCGUUACUGGCCAAGCUCAAAAGUCAAAUGCAAGCUGCUGGGUACAUGCCAGACACACAAUAUGCUCUCUACGAUCUCGAGGAAGAAGAGAAGGAAUCAGAGGUGUUUCAACAUAGUGAAAAGCUUGCUCUGGCUUUUGGAUUGAUCUGUAUACCACCUGGUGUACCUAUAAGGAUCAUGAAGAAUUUGCGAAUUUGUGUAGAUUGUCACCGAGCUUUUAAGUUCAUAUCUGGUAUUGUUGGUAGGGAGAUAAUUGUGCGGGACAACAAUAGGUUUCAUCACUUCAAAAAUUAUGAGUGCUCAUGCAAGGAUUAUUGGUGAAAGUUUUAUCUACAGGAUCAAGUGAUGCAUGCUUCUUUGGGCAUUUCUGGAACCAUUUCUGCAAAUAUAGAAGAAGGUAUUGGUAACUCAUUGCUAUGAUGUUAGAGAUAUUAGUGCAGCUGGAAGCUAUAGAAGUGUGACAUCAAACAUGUAAACUGCAGAAUCAGAUGGAAAUGGACCGGCUGGCCAAAUUUAUUCAGGUUUCAGCUCCAGCUGUGGUUGGCGAAUGCUAUCAAGAUGGGAAAUAGGAACAAACAACAACAACAACAACAACAACAACAACAUAGCCUUUUUUCCCAAGCAAGUUGGGGUAGGCCAAGAUGGGAAAUAGGACCACAGAAAAAUAGACUGGCAAAUCAGAACAAGGGACUAGCAAUAUCCUCAGUUGGUUCCAACAUUUGGCAUGGUGCAGGAAGUGCAAUCAUUGGCUGUGGAGCACUAACGCCCAGCAUGUUUCUUGCAGCCUUGCAGGUAUCUUGGAGAGCGGUCUCGAAGAAAUGAAGCGCACAUCAUGCUCAGUGUAUUCCGAGCUCUGUGAUGUCGGUAAAUGUAGUCUAGGAAAAGAGGUGUGCUACUGGCUCAGCUCAGCAAUCCAUGAUGUUCCUUCGAUGUUGAAACACUGUGUGGUACUUUCUCAGCUCUGCCUUCCAUGAUGUUCCACGGUGUUGGAAUGCUGCUGGUACAUUGAUAGUGUCUCAUCUCUCAGCCACCCAUGAUAUUCCAUGGUGUUGGAAUGCUGCAUGGUACAUUGGUAUAAUGGUAUUUGGUAGUGUCUCAUCUCAGCCACCCAUGAUGUACCUUGGGUCUUGAAACACUGAUGACUGAGAGUGCUAGGUGUUGAAACACUGAUGAUUGCGGGUGCUGGGCGACAUAGUUCUAACCUGUAGAAACGGUAAUAGGAAAUGCACUGACUAUUCAAGCUUGUAAAUGCACGAUGUACUAUAGUCACACAUUAUGUUUAGGAAGUACGACUAUGAUCAUCAGCUUAAUUUUCAAAUAAAUAUUCUGCAACUUACGUUUUC
Messenger RNA from Panicum virgatum (switchgrass), 3130 nucleotides. Its product is annotated as pentatricopeptide repeat-containing protein At4g14850-like. Gene Ontology annotation, molecular function: zinc ion binding; RNA binding; protein binding. The record is from RefSeq and is a predicted model, not a curated record. Gene Ontology annotation, biological process: RNA modification. The transcript has 4 exons. Lineage: Eukaryota; Viridiplantae; Streptophyta; Magnoliopsida; Poales; Poaceae. Bases 21 to 2108 code for a protein of 695 amino acids.